Molecule: messenger RNA, 3003 nt
Organism: Epinephelus fuscoguttatus (brown-marbled grouper)
Lineage: Eukaryota; Metazoa; Chordata; Actinopteri; Perciformes; Serranidae
Product: zinc finger protein 879-like
Exons: 12
Coding region: 192-2630 (812 amino acids)
Biological process (GO): regulation of transcription by RNA polymerase II
Cellular component (GO): nucleus
Molecular function (GO): DNA-binding transcription activator activity, RNA polymerase II-specific; RNA polymerase II cis-regulatory region sequence-specific DNA binding
Source: RefSeq, a predicted model, not a curated record
UUCCAGCUCUGACCUGCCAUCACGGAUGGUAACCACUGCAAGGAAGAAAAAAACACAGUUAGCUAGCCGAGACAGCAGGGCUAGUUCAUGACGGGCUGCUGUCAUCCACAAUAACGCGUCAACUUAGCUUUAUUUACUCUUCACCCUGCUUUUCAUAUGACAACCUUCACACCCGGCGACCACAGCACAAUAUGUUUGAGGAUCCUGAACUCCAAGAUCCGUUGUCACUGAGUCUAAAUGAAAACUAUGAUGACCAGAAUUCGCCAAGUCAUGAUUCGAAAAAAGCACCUGCCAGCCCUGACUAUAACUGUGAGACACCAGAGAUUCGAGUAAUCAUCAAAGAGGAAGAGGAAGGCUGGACUGUGAGUGAAAAUUAUGAGAGCUUCAGCUUAGAAGGAGAAAAAGAGGAUAUUUCAGUGCACAACCUCAAAGCAUGUGGGAAGGAGAGCUCCAUAUCAUUCGGAGUAAAGAGACAGCAGGGAGUGUAUUCGGUGGAGAAAUGCUCCGAGGAGCCUGGUGGCCCCGCUCUCUAUGGGCAGAGCUCCUCUGCCAGAGAGGAGCGGCAGAGACACAUGCUCAUGGACUCUGAUGAGAAACCUAAGAUUUCCUGUCUACGAGGAAAAGUGCCAGGAAAUGUGACUGUGCAUCAGUGCAAUAACACGGGAGAGAAACCCUUCUCCUGCCCAUUACGCGAGUCGAGCCCCACUCACAAAAGGAACAUGAAAUCCCAACAGAGAACACUUGCAGGGGAUGAGAGUUACACUCCAGACCAGAGCCCUGACAUCAAAGAAAGCACAUCAACAGAAGCAGAAGAGACCAAAAGAUUAGCACCUUGCCAAACAGAUUCUCUUGAACGUAAGCCCCUGAUUUCACGUGGACUCAAGAUGGCAUCUGCAAACUUAGAGGACCAAACGCUCCAUUUGACUGUCAGACUGCGGGCAGGGGAGGAGGAGGAGGAGGAAGAAGAAGAAGAAGAAGAAGAAGAGGAACAAGAUGAAGAAAUUGGUGGUUUAAUCAACUCUGAUGGAGAAGUGGUUGAAUGGAAUGUCAGAGACAGUCCUGACCGAGGCUCUGAUUGCACAGAAAGUCCUCAGCCUAGCAAGGGUGUCGUCCUGUCAGAGUCUCAGCUGCAAGGCCCAAACCAGAGAGACAGCAGUAGUCCAACGCUCAUCAUGGAAGUUGUGUCUGUUGGGGAAGAUGAAGAAAGGGAAGAAGGCGAGGAAAAGGAGAGAGCAGUAAAGACGGCAGCUGUCCCGCCCGUACACCGUGGAAAGAGACACAGGAGAAAGAAGAAGGCUCCAGAAAUAACAGUGGUGUCAGUGGACGUCUCGGAAUCAGAGAAAGAAGUUCCUGCAACUCCUGUAAAAAGACGGGGCAGAAGAAAGGCUUCAGAGGUGCCGCUGUUGUCUGAUGUAGACCUAGAUGAAGAGCCAGGAAUAUCGAGGCGCACUCGAAGAAAGAGAAAUGUCCCUAUCAUUGUGGAACCAGAAGAAGUAAACUCCAAAACUGUCCGCCGUGCUGCUGCAAAGCGACCUUACAGAAGAAGGAAAGAUACCAAACAAUCUGCUGAAGGAGGAGGAGACAACACAGGUGUUUCUGCUGGGAAGAAGCGCCCUGGCAGAAAGAUGAUUCGUGUUCCAAUAGAAAUACCUCCUGAGCUCCUGAAGAAGCCCAAAGAGAAGAUGGAGUACCACUGCUCAGUGUGUGGCAAAGAGUUCCCUCACGCCUACAAACUUGAGAGGCACGAGCUGAUCCACACAGGAGAGAAACCCUACUGCUGCUCCAUCUGUGGUCGAGGUUUCAACCAAAAGGGGAAUCUCAAAACGCACUACAAAGUCCACUUAGGUCGUAAGGGUGCUGUGGAUUUUGACGAUGAGGUGAACCCCAUAGCAUCAGAACUCUCCGAAUACUUGAAGUCUCUGCCGGGGGAGUCCAGGAUCAGAUCAUCCCUCCGUUGCCUGGAAUGUGGAAAAGAAUGUGAGAGUCACUCAGCUUUACAAGCACAUCAUAUCACGACACACACAGAAACAGCUGGUGAACCAGACGCAGUCGAGCACAGCGCAUCGCAGCUUCUCUUCUGCCGCCGCUGUGGCAUUCAGUUCAACGAGAAAGAAAAGCUGGAAGAACAUAUGAAAACCCACAUCAAGGAGAAGCCCUACUCCUGUCCCGACUGUGGCAAGAAGUUCAUCAACGAGAGCUACAUCCAAGUUCACCAGCGCAUCCACACUGGGGAGAAACCAUUCCUCUGCUCCCAGUGCGGCAGAGGCUUCCACACGGCUUCCUCACUCAAGCUGCAUGAGAUGCAGCACUCCGGGGAGAGGCCCUUCGCAUGCACCAUCUGUGGGAAGACGUUUCGGAUAAACUCGUACCUAACAGCACAUUACCAGACCCACAUCAAAGACAGACCUUUCAUUUGUAGUGUCUGUGGGAAAGGCUACUCCAGAGCUGAGGAACUGAAGGUGCACCACAGGCUUCACACAGGAGAGAGACCCUAUGAGUGUGGAGAGUGUGGGAAGAGCUUCAUUUACCGCCAGGGUCUGCGGCAGCAUCAGCGCACACAUGCUGGAAGACGCAUCGGGCCAACCAGACAGCUCGGUAGACCGAAGCAACAGGCCAGGCUGGACAUCUAACAGUUGAUCUAUUGAUGCAUUUUUUGUUGUUAACCGUGUUUGAAGAUAUUACAGUAAAUUGCGCUUCUUUCCUGUUCUUCUUCCUUUCAUUCCUCCCACCUACAGCAGAGACGAUUACUGUGUCUGAAAAUAUACGCUACAGAGUCAGCGUGGGUUGCCAAGAAUAAUGUGGAAGCUUACUGUGUUGUCUUUCUCGUAAUCAUGUUUUGUACCCAUGUUUCUCUGUUUACUCCUCUCUAGUAGCCCAUCUGUACAAUUUGAGUGCCUUUGUAUCCUGCAUGCCAAAUACUAAUACUUAAUGUUAAAAAAAUAUGCACAAUAUCCUUGUUAUUUUAAAAAUCCAUGUUGAUGGAAUACAGAAAUUUUUCAGAAA